AGGGAUCACCUUUCUCUUUUCUCAAUCCCUAUCCUCCUCUCAACAUUGCCUUUCUUGCCUCCACUUCCAUUUUCUCUUUCUCCUCCAACCCUAAUUCCCUUCCCUCUCUCUCUCUCUCACACAAACAUCUCAGAAGGCCUUUCCUCAUUGGAGGCAAAAUGGCCAACGCAUCGUCUGGAAUGGCUGUGGAUGAUGAGUGCAAGAUUAGGUUCCAGGAGCUAAAAGCGAGAAGGAGCCACCGGUUCAUUGUGUUCAAAAUUGAGGAACAGAAAAUUGUGGUGGAGAAGCUCGGUGGAACUAAUGAAGGCUACAACGAAUUCACAGCCAGUUUGCCUGCCAACGAGUGUCGAUAUGCGGUCUAUGAUUUCGAUUUCACAACUGAAGAGAACUGUCAGAAAAGCAAGAUCUUCUUCAUUGCAUGGUCUCCGGAUACAUCAAAGGUGAGGAUGAAAAUGGUGUAUGCAAGUUCCAAAGAUAGAUUCAAAAGAGAAUUGGAUGGAAUUCAAUUUGAACUGCAAGCAACAGAUCCUAGUGAGAUGAGCUUGGACAUUGUGAAAGGGCGAGCAAUCUAAUAUCCAAAAAAAAAAAAGAAAAAAACAGGAAAGAAAAGAAAAGCAAAUUGAUCUUCAUGCUGAGUUCAUGAACACCCCCCUCCAACCCAAUAUGAAUUAAAACUUCAUAUAAAUAUAUGUAUUUUUUUUUUUGUGUUAUUUUUUUCUUUAGAAUUUUAACCAAGCUGAAGCCCAUAUUGAAUUCUCAGAAAGUAUAAGAGAAAUGCAUGCAUGCAUGGGUACGUAGUUGGAGUACUUAAUUGCAGUAGAAUAUUGGUUGGCUUAGGUUGCUUCCUUUUAUAUAUAUAUGGAGAUCAUUAUAUAUAAUGCGCUCUUUUUGAUGUUUGUUUUGAGUAGCAUAAUAAUCUUU
Messenger RNA from Ziziphus jujuba (common jujube), 921 nucleotides. RefSeq names its product actin-depolymerizing factor 7. Gene Ontology annotation, biological process: actin filament depolymerization. The record is from RefSeq and is a predicted model, not a curated record. The transcript is spliced from 3 exons. Gene Ontology annotation, cellular component: cytoplasm; actin cytoskeleton. The coding region runs from base 159 to 572 and encodes 137 amino acids. NCBI's taxonomy places the organism in Eukaryota, Viridiplantae, Streptophyta, Magnoliopsida, Rosales, Rhamnaceae. Gene Ontology annotation, molecular function: actin filament binding.